This is a messenger RNA of Corylus avellana, 1468 nucleotides long. The record is from RefSeq and is a predicted model, not a curated record. Lineage: Eukaryota; Viridiplantae; Streptophyta; Magnoliopsida; Fagales; Betulaceae.
CUUGUUGAUUCUGAUCCAUAAGUUCCUCGAAUUUUCUCCUUUGUUGAUUAACUGUGGCUCGAUUUGGGCUAUCUCCGAAGAAAACUGCCGUUGAUUUGGCCGGUACGACCCGACCCGAUCGGUUUUCAGGGUUUUACUUGUGAUGAUGCUAAUUUCAAUUGCAUUGGAUGGAACGCAUUGAAGAAGAAGGUUUGAGUUUGGGGCUUCCGGGUAUACAUGAAUUCGGGUUUUAUUGGUCCGGUAUUGAAUUCUUCACAUUGACUGCUGGGUUAGGAGAUUGAAGUCCUAAUACACGUGUUUGUAUAUUUAAGGGUUGUGAACUUGGAUCAAGUUGAGACAUGGAAGAUGUCAUAACUGAGAUUCCCCCACCUUCAAGGUUCUUUCAGGAAGAUCUCAAUAACUUUACUCCUCCAUCACCACCUCUUCCAUCUCCCUUCCUCGUUUUUUCUAAUCCUAAACCUGAUGAACCUCUUCGUCCCUCUUUCCUCAUCGUCGCCAUAUCUUCCCCAUCUCUUUAUGUUUUCCACCAUCUAUCCACUAAAUCUCUAAUUGGAAGUCUCGUCCUACCUGAGAUCUCUUUCGCUGGAAACUCGAGUGAACCCUCUCUUGGAGAUAAAUCCUGCAACAUCUACACCCUCAAUGUUGGUGAUGAUUCAAUUAUCCUCAUCUCUGUUCCGUGCUCCAUUGCAGCGGAGAGAUCUCACAUUGUUGCAAAGUUGCUGAUUGCUGAUAAAAUUAUUCCUCAGAGGGUUCUGAUAUUGGAUUCAGUUCAGAGUCGAAAUUUUCGUGGUAAGCUGUCACCGGAUGAGGCAUUUGCUUUCAAGCUGGAGACGUCAUCAGAAAGAAAUGGGUUGGGUGAGGGUAAUGGAGGUUCAUCAUUGUUAAAGGGUAUAGACUACUUUCCAUCAGGAAGUGUUAUAGAUGGGUUGGCAGCUGCUUUGCUAGGUCGAUGCCAGAUGAAGAAUAUCAAGGGAACUUUGUGUGUUUCUUGGCCUGAAUUUGGUGGGGCUGUGAUGUCCCUGGUUAAAUCUAUACUACGCAGGAGUGUUUUGCCGUGCUUGGACUUGAAAAUGAGUGGUGAUGGUAAGGAUGAAUGUUUAAGAUUCAACUGGACCAAGGGUCAUCCUUUAGAUUCUGAGUUGUAUACCUGAUGAACUAGGUUUCAGGUACUUUUUUUUUUUUUGAUAAGUAGGUUUCAGGUACUUUUUUAUUCUCUUUUUUGUUUGCUCUGUAUGGUUUUCUUCCUUCUUGCUUUCUUUCUUUUAUCAGUUUUUAUCAAAUAUUAUUCCUCUUUUAUGCUGUUAUUAAGAUUGUGAAGAUUGAUCAAAGACCAUGAUGUUUUGGCCUUUAUGAUCCCAAGCUGUAACAUUCACGCAAUUUUUCUGGAAUGUUUGGCAUGUCUUGCAUUUAUGACUACUUUAUUUAUUUAUUUAUUUAUGAAUACGUGUUGCUGGUGGCUUUUUACCUA